Olea europaea var. sylvestris is the source of this 702-nucleotide messenger RNA. RefSeq lists its product as uncharacterized. NCBI's taxonomy places the organism in Eukaryota, Viridiplantae, Streptophyta, Magnoliopsida, Lamiales, Oleaceae. The record is from RefSeq and is a predicted model, not a curated record. The transcript has 3 exons. The coding region runs from base 1 to 702 and encodes 233 amino acids.
AUGGAGGAAAAUUGUAGGCCAAGUAUAGAGGGUCAGAGAAGAUUAAAUCCGAACAUGAAGGAAGUGGUCAAGGCAGAGAUAUUGAAAUUACUGGAUGCAGGACUUAUUUACCCAAUUUUAAAUAGUGCAUGGAUUAGCCCAAUUCAAGUGAUGUUAGAAAGAUUGACUGGACAUUCACAUUACUGUUUCCUGGAUGGAUACUCGGGCUAUAAUCAGAUACCUGUCGUACCAGAAGAUCAGGAGAAGACCACUUUCACCUGUCCCUAUGGUACUUUUGCUUAUCGUAGGAUGCCUUUUGUGUUUGGGUCCUCAUUCGAUGAAUGUUUAGAGCACCUAAAUUUGGUCUUACAAAGAUGCAAGGAGACUAACCUGGUUUUAAAUUGGGAGAAAUGCCACUUCAUGGUGCAAGAAGGCAUUGUACUCGGCCAUCGAAUCUCAGCAAAAGGAAUUGAGGUGGACAAGGCAAAAAUUCAAGUUAUUGAGAAGGUACUACCACCUACAUCAGUUAAAGGAGUUCGUAGUUUCUUGGGGCAUACGGGUUUCUACAGGAGAUUUAUAAAAGACUUCUCGAAAGUCACUAAACCGUUAUGCAAUCUGCUAAUGAAAGACGUCACCUUUGGGUUUAAUGAAGAAUGCCUCACAGCAUUCAACACCUUAAAGGAGAAGCUUACGACAGCACCAGUAGUUGUGGCACCAGACUAG